AUGAGCGUAGCUCUCGUGACAAUGGACUCGGCGUACGGUCUUCGAUUGGGGCUUGGCAGCCACCAUCACCAUCAUCAUCUUCAUCGAGUACGUUCUCCGGAGAGUCACGUGGUCCCUCAUCAGGAUCAACAACAGGCUGACAAGGACGAUAUAGAGACUCCUCUACGAUUCAGCGUAGUAAAUAUUCUCCGACCAGAUUUCGGCCGAGAGGCGAUUCUUAACACAAAAGCACCGAAACAGCCCAGUUUGGUAGCUGGACAUUCGACGACGAUCCCAGUUCCGAUUCCACGUCACAGCCCUCUUUCUCUACCACGUGAUCUGAGCCUAUCGUCGAACAGAUUAUCCCCCACGAGGCCUCAACCGACCAGUUUCACGGUGCACAGAGAAAGAGAUCUGUUUUCGUCCCACUGCGGAUUGACAUCACCCCUACAGAGGAGCACCGGUCUCAGCAGAAGCGGAAGUCUCGAGAGCCUUGCGAGUAGUAGGAGCUCCGUGACCGGAAGCUCCGUAACUGGAGCACCUUCUCUAGGCUCCACGUCCUCCACCAUUGGCAGUGACUCCUUGAGCGGAGACAGUAGCUCCGGAAGUGCGUCGAAUACCACCACGAAUCAGACUACGCUCAACGGACAGAGUCCUUGGCCUGCGUGGGUUUACUGCACCAGAUACUCCGACAGACCUUCUUCCGGUCCACGAACGAGACGAGUGAAGCGAACGGUGCAAAGUGGCGGCGGGACCAAGCCCGCCUCGCCGGAAGAGAAGAGACCGAGGACCGCGUUCAGCGCGGAGCAAUUGGCCAGACUGAAGCGGGAAUUCGCGGAAAAUCGAUACCUAACCGAGAGACGAAGACAGCAACUGUCGAGAGACCUGGGCUUGAACGAGGCGCAGAUCAAGAUCUGGUUUCAGAACAAAAGGGCGAAAAUCAAGAAGGCCAGCGGUCAGAAAAAUCCUCUGGCUCUUCAGUUGAUGGCCCAAGGUCUGUACAAUCAUUCGACGGUGCCUGUCGACGAGGACGGCGAGGAAAUCGUGACUGGAGGCAAUCAUUCGCAGUAA
Molecule: messenger RNA, 1050 nt
Organism: Habropoda laboriosa
Lineage: Eukaryota; Metazoa; Arthropoda; Insecta; Hymenoptera; Apidae
Product: homeobox protein engrailed-1a-like
Exons: 2
Coding region: 1-1050 (349 amino acids)
Biological process (GO): regulation of transcription by RNA polymerase II; neuron differentiation; multicellular organism development
Cellular component (GO): nucleus
Molecular function (GO): RNA polymerase II cis-regulatory region sequence-specific DNA binding; DNA-binding transcription factor activity, RNA polymerase II-specific
Source: RefSeq, a predicted model, not a curated record